Molecule: messenger RNA, 2091 nt
Organism: Bombyx mori (domestic silkworm)
Lineage: Eukaryota; Metazoa; Arthropoda; Insecta; Lepidoptera; Bombycidae
Product: interleukin-1 receptor-associated kinase 4
Exons: 5
Coding region: 233-2029 (598 amino acids)
Biological process (GO): protein phosphorylation
Cellular component (GO): plasma membrane
Molecular function (GO): ATP binding; protein kinase activity
Source: RefSeq, a predicted model, not a curated record
AUACAGUCGUAAACAUGACGUCACCACAACAAUUUAGUUUUUAAUUAAUUACUCCCUAAUUAUAAAGUAAUAUAAAAUUACAAGAAUUAAAUAUUUUAGCUCAGAAUUGAAAAAUAAAGAAACAAUCUGGAAAAGGAAAAACUAAGUACAAGGGAAUAGUGAUUCACAAAGUCAGAGUAAAGUGAUUACUACGCUUACAUAAAUUAUCUUCUUUUUUAAUUUAUAAUACAAAAUGGAAAGAAAUACUGAGUUGCGAAAAUUACCAAUGGGAUCACUUUAUAAUAUUAUUAAUAUAUUGGAGAUAAAUGAUUCGUGGCAGAAAGUUAUGGCUUGGAUACCUACAAAUCCUCAAAGUGAUCAUUUUCAUCGGAAGUAUAACAGCGAGCAUUUGAGGAUGAUACAAGAUGAUGCAAAAAUUUCAAAACGAACAUGUUCUGAAAUUCUCUUUGACGAAUGGAGUACGUCAGGUAGGAUCAGACCUACAGUUGCAACACUCUUAGAUGUGCUUGUGAAAGCAGAAAUAUAUAGAGCUGCUGAUGAAAUUGCCAAUAUUUUGGGUGAGCCUCUACCUCCUAGACCGUUAGAAGGUCCUGCUGCGAAAAUAGAUACAAAUGUAACAUUUAUGCUGAAUGGAGAGAGUAUGCCAUUAGAUGGCAGUGACGUUAAUUUAAAGGACAACCAAAAUUUGGAUACUAAAAAUACAAAUCAACAUCCAGAUUUACAUAACAGAACAACUAAACAACUGAAAUCUGCCGACCCUUUGAUAAUCUUUAGUAAUGACAAUAUUAGUAACGGUCCUAAAGAUUCAAAAUCAUUUGGACACAAAACCACAGCACAAGUAAUAUCUUAUGAAAGAAAUUCAGCAUACAGGUCAACGUUACGAACAGAAGAACUGCCAAAUAUUUCUGCUUUGAUGGGCACAUCAGUUAAUUCCUCACAGUCGUACGGUACGACACAAUCUACUGAACUAAAGGAAACAAGACGAUCACUAUCUAGCAACAACAUAUCAAUUUUAUCUGACGAUAGCAUGCGCAGUGUUAUAGAUUCAAAAAUAUUAGAAGACGAAAAUUUGAUAUCAUUCGAUUAUAAUCAAUUAGCUGCGAUUACUAAUAAUUUUUCUGAAGACCUUAAUGAAGGUCGGACAGGACUAUCUGGGAAGAUAGGAGGAGGUGGUUUUGGUGAAGUAUUUGUUGGUACUCACAAUAGAUAUGGACAGUUGGCUGUUAAGAAAGUAAAGUGUUACCUUCAGUUUAAUUACAAGCAUGAUGUGGCUAUAAGGUUAUUUAACGCUGAAGUCAAAUCUUUAUCGCAAUUAAGACAUAAAAACAUAGUACCUAUUUUUGGAUAUUCUAUUGAUGGACCGACGCCAUGUAUAGUUUGCAAGUACAUAGAUGGUGGUUCUCUAAUGGAAAAAAUUGCUGCAAAAGUACUGAACGAAAACCAGAGACUCGAGAUAAUUUCGGGGACAGCAGAGGGACUAAAGUAUGUGCAUAACACUGUAAAGCCGAUUGAAGUAAAUGGAGAUGUCAGCCCUAUCACAACUUUUUACAUACACGGUGAUGUGAAAAGUGCUAAUAUUUUAUUGACUAAAGAUUGCAAACCGAUGCUUUGUGACUUUGGCCUGGCGAAGCAACUAGAAUCUACACGUGUAACUAGUAUGAUGAUGGGGACAUCAGCCUACAUGCCUCCGGAAGCAAUAAAAGGGACUUUAACAAAAAAAACGGAUGUUUACAGCUUUGGUAUAGUUCUACUUGAAUUGCUUACAGGCUUGAAGCCAAUUGUUGUGGAUAGCAAUGGAAAUUUAAAUAUAAAAGAUUAUGUUGAACAAGUAAUGAACGAGAAUAAAGACAUCACACAGCUUUUAGAUAUGGUUGUUGAAAGGUGGACCAGGGCACAGGGCAUUUAUGAAUUAGCUAAGAGAUGUCUGUCAGAUAAUAGAGAUAAUAGACCUUCAAUUGACGAAGUUUGUGAAACUUUGGAAAAAAUGAUAAAUCAAGAGUCGUAUGAAAUCUUGUAUGCACAUGUUUAAAAAUGAGUUAAAAGUUAUUGAAAACUACGAUGAGUGUGAUUUAAGCAAACCAACAAAACAAA